AUGGAGGAGGCGGUUUCCAUGGCGACCGUUGCUAUGCUGAUGGCUACUGGUGAAGGGCCUGAGAGCAUCCCAGAGAGGUUCACCCACCAGCCUCUCCCCGUGGGCCGUCUGGGGGUGUCGGUGCAAGCACUGGUGGGGCUGGACCUGCUCACGCGUGUCCCCAUUUGGCUGCAGGCUCAGCGCUGGCGCAAUGAGAACUACGAGAGGCCCGUGGACCUGGAGGGCUCUGGGGACGAUGACCCCUUUGGGGAUGAUGAACUGGACGACGUCUACUCGGGCUCAGGCUCAGGGUAUUUCGAGAGGGAGUCGGGGCUCGAGACGGCCGUGAGCCUCCCCACGGACACAUCCAUCGCUCUGCCCACCACGGCGGCCGUGGUGCCCAUCACCAUGGUGCAGCCCGUGGCUACCCCCUUUGAGCCCUUCCCUGCUGAGGACACCACCCCCGAGCAGACCACCAGCGUCCUGUACAUCCCCAGGAUGACAGAGACACCGGUUAUCCCCAGCUGGAAAGCAAGCACCACCAGUACCACUGCCAGCAUCUCCCCUACCACCAUGACCACCACCACCACCACGACCACAGCCAGCACGACCACCACCACCACCGCGGCCACCACCACCACCAGCACCAGCACCACCGUGGCCGCUGCCAAGCCCACCACCAUCAGGAGGUUCCUGCUCCCCUUGGUCACCAAGGCAGCCACCACCCGGGCCACCACCCUGGAGACCCCCACCACGUCCAGCCUCGCAACCAGCACCCCAACAGAGGUGGCCACGACGCGGCUUGUCCCCACCAGCACGGCCAAACCCAGGUCACUGCCAAAACCAACCAUGUCCAGGACUGCAGAGCCCACAGACAAAAGCACUGCCUUGCCUUCCAGUCCUGCCACGCUGCCACCCACAGAAGCCCCCCAGAUGGAGCCAGGGAAGGUGACGACAGCCCUCGACAACGAGCUGGAGGUCCCGGUCAGCAGCGGCCCCAGCGGGGACUUUGAGAUCCGGGAGGAGGAAGAGACGACUCGUCCCGAGCUCGGCAACGAGGUGAUGGCUGUGGUGACCCCCCCAUCGGGACCCGGGCUGGGCAAGAACGCGGAGCCGGGGCUGAUGGACAACACGAUAGACUCGGGCAACUCGGCUGCUCAGCUCCCCCAGAAGAACAUCCUGGAGAGGAAAGAAGUGUUGAUAGCGGUGAUCGUGGGAGGCGUGGUGGGAGCUCUCUUCGCUGCCUUCCUUGUCAUGCUGCUCAUCUACCGGAUGAAGAAGAAGGAUGAGGGCAGUUACACGCUGGAGGAACCCAAGCAAGCCAACGUGACGUACCAGAAGCCUGACAAGCAGGAGGAGUUUUACGCGUAGAAGGAGAGCCUGGCGUGCCUCACGCUCCCUCCCUCCCCGCUCCAAACUCUUCCUCCUCCUCUACUUCAUCCAGUCUCUCUCUUUCUCUUUUUAUUUCUCUCUUCUUUGGAUCAGACUGUGAAUUUAAAAAGCAAAACCUGCAACAGCUAAAGGAGAAAACACAUCUUCAGCAGGAUGGAAAACCAAGUGCCCAGAGCAUCGCUGAGUUCAGACCGAGUACCGCUGGCCUUUCACAGUGGGAGGCAUGGGGCAUGGAGCCAACACCAAGGAACCCGUGUCCAGGGAGCACCCUGGUGAGCAUGGGACAGUGUGUUCAGGCUGCCAACAAUGGCUGGAGGUCACUGGGCUUUUCCCACCAACACAACGGACUCUGGGAUCCAGACACCUUCUACCAGCCCUGGGGCGCAGGGGGGUUGGUUUGGAUUUAUCUUCCUUUAUUUUUCCCUUUGGAAAGGAGGGAGGUUUCUUUCCCUCUCUCUUGUUUUUAAUUCUUCUUUUCUUUUUGAACGGGGUCGGUUGCUUUGCAGGAAUUUCCUUGCUCCCUGCUUCUGUCUGAAGAGAGGACACGACUCUCAAAUACGCUUCGAACCUUGAAAACAAGCACAAGGGGCUGGAAUACCUGAUGCCCCAGGGUUUGCUCUUGGAGUGAGGAAAGGCAAAAACACACACAGAAGUGGCCAGUACGCUGGAAAUGAUCUUUUUAGAUCAACUCUUUGGAGAGUUUGUGGAGCAGUGCAUUGGGGUAUCAUCUCCUGCUGCUCUCCUCCUGCCACCACCUCGCUUCACUGCAUCGCUGUGCACAGCCAGAGACCUUAAAUCUAUAGAAGCCGCGUGUCGCCGGCCGCUGAGGGGUUUGGUGGAGAAGGGACCUUGCUUUUGCUGGGUUUUCACUGUGACCAAUAAAACUCAGCUUGCGCAGUA
This is a messenger RNA of Pezoporus occidentalis (night parrot), 2271 nucleotides long. It is a transcript of the gene SDC3, whose product is annotated as syndecan 3. NCBI's taxonomy places the organism in Eukaryota, Metazoa, Chordata, Aves, Psittaciformes, Psittacidae. The record is from RefSeq and is a predicted model, not a curated record. The coding region runs from base 1 to 1350 and encodes 449 amino acids. Gene Ontology annotation, biological process: cell migration. The transcript is spliced from 5 exons. Gene Ontology annotation, cellular component: membrane; cell surface.